GUGUAAACAGAAGACAGACGCGUGCAAAGUGUUUACUACACUCGACCUCGUAUCUGAGGCAAAUCCUUGUAGUUGUUGCGCUUUUAUAGUAACUUGUUGUACUCGGAUGAUCCAUAUCACAUGCAACCGCACCGAGCAGGGAAUUGACACCGCUGCUGGAUUUCAGUGCCUAGUUACUUUCAGUGUUCAUGGAGCAUCUGGAUCCGGAUGAGCAGUUUCUGUGCUGCGCCAGGAACGGAGACCUGGACGCCGUUCGGAAGCUCCUGGCAUCCAAGGUGAGCGGAGAGAGCACGUUGGACAUCAACUGCAAAGGUAAGAGUAAGUCGAACCGGGGUUGGACCCCGCUUCACUUGGCCUCUUAUUUUGGACACACGGCCGUGGUGGAUGAAUUAUUGAAGGCCGGGGCGGAGGUCAACCUGCCCAACAACGUCGGAGAUACGCCUCUUCACAAGGCCGCCUUCACGGGGAGAAAGGAGGUUGUCAUGCUGCUGCUGCGCCACAACGCUAGCGCGAGCGUCAUCAACGGGACGGCUCAGAUUCCCAAAGACGUCACUCAGAACGCCGAGAUCAGACACAUGCUGGCAGCGGUCGAGAGGACCGAAGAGCAAAAACGGGAAUGUAAACUUCUUGAAGCGGCGGGAGAAGGCGACAUGGCCACUCUGAGUCAGCUGCUGAGCAGCAAGAAGCCGCCGAACAUCGAGUGCACAGACGUGCUGGGCAACACUCCGCUGCACUGCGCCGCCUAUCGAGGCCAGAAGCAGUGCGCCGCCAAGCUGCUGAGGGCCGGCGCCUGCGCCAGCGUCAGGAACAAGAUCGGGCAGACCGUGUCGGAAUUAGCCAGCGACGCGGCCAUGCGACAAUUACUCGAAGGCAACGCACGGCGGGGGAUGCGACGUCACGCCAAAACAUUUGAGGGACUCCUCUGGAAGAGCUCCAGAUUUUUGGGCUGGCGCUCCUAUUGGGUAGUCCUCCACAACGGCGUUCUGUCCUGGUACUCCACACAGUCUGAUGCGGUCGCCAACGUCAGGAGGCAAGGAUGCAAGUCCCUCAAUCACGCUCAGAUUCUGAUUCGCUCCAAAGAUAAGUGCAUCUUCACCCUGAAGUGCUUCGAUGACAGCGUCCAUUACUUCAAAGUAUCAUCCAAAAAGGAGCCCGAGGCGACAAGAAAAGGUUGGCUGGACGCUUUGGAAGAACACUCAGCCUUCAGCACACACUACUGCUCCCAGGAGCAGGACGGCCACGGGGAGGACGAAGACGAGGAAGAGGAGGAAGGCUUCUCGUCGGGUCGGAUAGCCGACGCCCUGCAGGCGGCACAGGCGAGCAACGCCAAGUUGGAGCAGGAAGCGGAAGCCUUCCUGGCCGCCAUCAAGACGGACGACUUGCCACUAGAGUUUCCGUCUUACACGAUGGAGAAGCUGCAGGCCAUCCGCGAGCUGUCAGGAGAGACCAGUUCCCACCUGGCCGUCUGUCUUGGACUGGUCACCAAACAAGAAGUGGUGCGUAGCAUGAAAUUAGAGCUGGAGGUGGAGAAGAAUAAGAUCCUGUCCAAAGCGCUGCAGACGCUGGCCAGCGAGCAUCACGAGUUGGAGCAGGUGGUCGUCAAGGGCUCCAGCGGGCUCAGCGACGAUGAGUUCCACGACGCCUUGUCUGGUUCCGACUCGGAGCUCUCCCUGAGCGGCUUCGAGACGGUAGCGAGUCGUUCCUUCGAGGAAGAGGACGGUGGCAUCAUGUUUGGCGGCAGAAGCAGCAGCAGCAGCAGUGGCCCCGAUGGCGUGUCACAGGAUGAUUGCCAUGGCAACGACCAGCAGAUGCAACCCAACGGGAUCACCAAGUAUAGGACUAGUUUACCUGCACCCAUGUUUUCAAGAAAUGACUUCAGCAUUUGGAGUAUUCUCAGAAACUGCAUCGGAAUGGAGCUCUCCAAGAUCGCCAUGCCUGUGAUCUUCAACGAGCCGCUCAGUUUCCUGCAGCGUCUGACCGAGUACAUGGAGCACACAUACCUCAUCCACCAGGCCAACGACACUAUGGACUCCCUUGAGAGGAUGAAGUGCGUAGCCGCUUUUGUCGUGUCUGCGGUGGCAUCGCAGUGGGAGAGGACGGGCAAGCCCUUCAACCCCCUGCUCGGAGAAACCUACGAACUGGUCAGGGAGGACCUCGGUUUCCGGCUCAUAUCAGAGCAGGUUAGCCACCACCCUCCCGUCAGCGCCUUCCACGCCGAGGGCCUCCAGCAGGACUUUGUCUUCCACGGCUCCAUCUACCCCAAACUCAAGUUCUGGGGGAAGAGUAUGCAAGCCGAGCCCAAAGGAGUCCUCACUUUGGAGCUGCCCAACCACAACGAAGCGUACACGUGGACCAAUCCCACGUGCUGCGUGCACAACAUCAUUGUGGGCCAGCUGUGGAUUGAGCAGUAUGGAAGUGUGGAGGUGAUCAACCACAAAACUGGUGAAAAAUGUUGCCUCAACUUCAAGCCAUGUGGCCUCUUUGGCAAAGAACUGCACAAGGUUGAAGGGUACAUAUUGGACAAAAGCAAAAAGAAGCUGUGCGCGCUGUACGGCAAGUGGACCGAGUGUUUGUACGUCAUCGAUCCCGCUGCCCUGGAGGCUCACAGAAAAAGUGACAGGAAAGGAGCAGAAGGCAAAAAUGCCAGCAGAAAGGGCGACAGCGAGGAUGACGUUCCCUCUCAAGCUCCCGACAGCGUGGACGUGAUUCCCGGCAGCCAGCUACUUUGGAGGAUCCCCCCUCGGCCCAACAACUCAACCCAGAUGUACAGCUUCACUUCCUUCGCCAUGCAGCUGAACGAGCUGCACGAGGACAUGGAAGGCGUCCUGCCCCGGACGGACUGCAGGAUGAGGCCUGACAUUCGAGCCAUGGAAAACGGUGACAUCGAUUUGGCCAGCGAGGAGAAGAAAAGACUGGAGGAGAAGCAGAGGGCGGCCCGUAAAAAAAGCUCCAAAUUGGAGGACGAGUGGAAGACAAGGUGGUUCCAGCAGGGUCCCAACCCCCACACCGGAUCCCAAGACUGGAUCUUCACGGGUGGAUACUGGGACAGGAAGUAUCCUCAUCUACCGGACAUUUAUUAGAAUUCUUUACAAGAAAGAUGCACACAUGAACUGCGGCCUUAAACUGCAUUUUAGAAGUGUGUAUGAUAAAUGUCAGUAUCUCUGGACUUUUCGCUCCUAUAUGUGUGUGUGUGUGUGUGUGUGUUGUUGUUUUUAACAGGCUGCUGUCUAAAUAUUUUUAACAUUCCUGAAGUUCUUGUUUGUUGUAUAAACACUUGCUGAGCCAUCAACAAUCUUCCACAAUAUGCUACGCUACAAAAAAGCAAUUUACAUGUCCAUGUAUAGAAAAAGGGGAAACCGGGGCAAUAUCUAUGAUUGUUACACUAACUGGUCACUUUAUUAGGUAUACCUGUAAAAACUGUUAAAACAACCAAAUAUAUGAACUGUAUGGUAAAGUC
Messenger RNA from Syngnathus acus (greater pipefish), 3457 nucleotides. It is a transcript of the gene osbpl1a, whose product is annotated as oxysterol binding protein-like 1A. Lineage: Eukaryota; Metazoa; Chordata; Actinopteri; Syngnathiformes; Syngnathidae. The record is from RefSeq and is a predicted model, not a curated record. Gene Ontology annotation, molecular function: cholesterol binding; protein binding. The transcript is spliced from 28 exons. Gene Ontology annotation, cellular component: membrane; intracellular membrane-bounded organelle; cytosol. The coding region runs from base 189 to 3080 and encodes 963 amino acids.